Molecule: messenger RNA, 393 nt
Organism: Botrytis fragariae
Lineage: Eukaryota; Fungi; Ascomycota; Leotiomycetes; Helotiales; Sclerotiniaceae
Product: putative profilin protein
Exons: 5
Coding region: 1-393 (130 amino acids)
Cellular component (GO): cell cortex
Molecular function (GO): actin monomer binding
Source: RefSeq, a predicted model, not a curated record
AUGUCGUGGCAGGCUUAUAUCGACUCAAGUCUUUGCGGAAGCGGACAUGUUGAGAAGGGAGCUAUUUACAAUUUGGAGGGAACCUCUUGCUGGGCCACCAGUCCUGAUUUCCAGAUCACCCCUGAAGAGAUGACUGAGGUCAAAAAGGGACUUGAUGGUAAAACCGAUAGUCUAUAUGCAAAUGGUUUACACAUUGCAGGCGAGAGAUAUGUUCUCACAAAGGUGGAGGAUGAUAAUAAGGUGCUCUAUGCCAGAAAGGGCAAAGAUGGACUCGUCAUCGGUAAAACCGUUCAAGCAAUCAUCGUAGCCCGAUACGUCGACCCAAUGAUCGCCGGAAACACCGCAGAGACUGUUCAAAAAUUGGUCGAUUAUCUCGUUAAAGUUGGCUACUAA